CUUUCCUCUCCCUCUGUAUUUACUGAUCCAAUGGAAGAACAAGAACCUCGACGCUAAAUUUGUCUUUGAAUUUAUCGUUUGAUGGAGUUUUGAAACGAAUUGGAGAUUUGUAUUGAGAAAUUUGAGUUAAUUUGAUCGGAAUCAAUGGCGACACUUCAAAAGUUUAAGCUGCUAGCGACACAAUGUGCGUUAGCCGGAAGUCCUUCCCGGAGUCCAGCUACAAGCCCGGUGAUUCACCUCCGACGACGGAAGACGUUACGGAUGUUGCUGAGUCGGCGGUUGCCGCGUCGUGAAGAGUUUUUAGAUCGGAGAGGUAAUAAUGAUGUUGAUUCGUCGGACAAUAGGAAGGAUGUCGGUGGCGUGAGGCAGAAGCUGAAGGAUUUGCUUGUGUCGUCGCCUCCGUCGCCUCGGUUGCUUGAACAGAACAGAACAGACGGUGGAGAAGAAACAAAGCGGUGGAGUGGUGGUGGUGUUCGGCGCGGUGGUUCGAGAGGGCUGAGGCCGUUGUCAGGGACAUUACGGCAACGGUUACUCCGACGAGCAUGGAGGCCGGUACUUGGUACGAUUCCCGAGUAAAUCAUUAUCUUAUUCUUGGAAACUGUAGAGAAAUUUUCCAGAAAUCACAAUGAUAUGUUCAAAUUUUCAAUCUCUGAUUGUCAGUAACAGAUUCUGGUAAACAUUCCCCUAAUCCCAUCUAGGGUUUGAUCUUAAA
This is a messenger RNA of Lactuca sativa (garden lettuce), 712 nucleotides long. RefSeq lists its product as uncharacterized. The record is from RefSeq and is a predicted model, not a curated record. Lineage: Eukaryota; Viridiplantae; Streptophyta; Magnoliopsida; Asterales; Asteraceae.